Molecule: messenger RNA, 1195 nt
Organism: Agrilus planipennis (emerald ash borer)
Lineage: Eukaryota; Metazoa; Arthropoda; Insecta; Coleoptera; Buprestidae
Product: proline-rich receptor-like protein kinase PERK2
Exons: 4
Coding region: 224-1195 (323 amino acids)
Source: RefSeq, a predicted model, not a curated record
GGGUGAUUUGUGUCAUAAAAAGGAAAUCAUUGUAAAACCUGCUCAAUGUGCCAAAUCUGCGUUUGCAAAAAAAGAGGAGGUCAAACCGUUCAGUUUUCCGGAUUUUCCAGUAGAUGUUAAUUCUGCACUUCCUGUACCAUUGUACCCACCACCUGUCAACUGCGAUCCGUCACAGAAUCCGGCAUGUCCGCCACAACUUAUUUUAGUCCUGCCUCCACCCCCAAUGCUUCCUAUGUUUCCACCAGAAUAUUUUCCCCAAGCUCCCCCGCCAGAAUAUCCACAACUGCUUCCCUUGCCACCUACUCCUAUUCCACAACCCCUUCCACCUCCCCCAGUACUUCCACUACCACCUCCUGAAAAUUUUCCCGUUCAGGCUCCUCUUCCGUCUUUCCAACUUCCUCCAGUCCAAACUCAAAUACCAUCUCCUGUUCCGCCCCCAUAUCCACUACCAUCUGUCGGUGAACAACUCCCAAGAUGUACCUCCUGUUCUUCUCAACCUGCUCCUUGUCCCUCUUGUGCGGCGAAAGCCCAAAAUGUUCAGCCACCUCAACAAAUAUCUUCAGUACUUCCUCAACUUUCCUUGCAAUCGUUACCAAGAUGCUCAUCGUGUUCUGGUGCUGCAGCACCUUGUAGCAGUUGCGCAGCGAAAGCCCAAGCCUCGGCACUACCUUCAAAUCCUCUUCAAACUUCAUCUCAGCUUCAGUCAGGAUUACCAAGAUGUUCUUCGUGCGCUGGGAGUCUAACCCCUUGUCGCUCAUGCGCUUCCAAAGCGCAAGCUAACCCAGGGGAUUUUAGUAGUUUAACAGAUUAUUCCUAUUGUCCUGUUGCUUAUCCUGAUGGUAAUUUUAUCCCUGCAGACGCAGUUUCUCAACAACUGGCCUACAAAGCAAGGCAAGAAGAAAAAAUCAAAAUCGAGGGAGAGAUUGCGUACGGGUUUAAAACACUUCCAAUCGAAUUAGACCAGAUUGUGCCCAGCAAAGAACGCUAUCCCGAAGAAGCGUUGUUUCAAUUCAACGGACAGGUGAUGGAAUUCCUCCCGGAAAAACUGGUCCUCUCCAAGGCGUUUGAUCCAUAUAAAGGGUCUGAGGUGUUAGUCGCAGCUAAAGUUCCAACACCUACUAAAAAACUUAGUCUUCCUGAAAUAGGUUUUGGGCCAGUAAUAGUUGAACCUUCUCCAUAUAUCAAAAAGGAUUGA